GUUAUCUCAUUGGAUAGAGGACAGAGUCGCCAAGAUGGCCGUGCAUCGGACACUUGUUGUGUUGGCAAUACUCUCGUCCUGUUUGGCAGAAAAAUACAAGGAUGGAGCGAAAGUAGAAGUAUAUGUGAAUAAAGUAGGACCAUAUUUUAACCCUCAUGAGACUUACCACUACUAUCAGCUACCUGUAUGUAGGCCUCAAAAAAUAGAACAUAAAAGCCUGUCGUUGGGGGAGGUGUUGGAUGGAGACAGAAUGGCUAAGUCUCUGUACGACAUCAGAUUUAAAAAGAACAUCUCUCCUGCCCAGGAGCUGUGUAAGACUACCCUGUCAGAGGCUGACCUGGCUCAGCUCAAAGAGGCCAUUGAAGACCUGUACUACUUUGAGUUUGUCCUAGACAACAUUCCAGUGAGAGGUUUUCUUGGUCACCUAGAAGAGGGAGGUUUUCUUCCUCACAAUCACAAAGUACAGCUGUGGACUAAUAUUCAUUUUAAUAUCCAGUAUAAUGGAGACCAGAUUAUAUAUGCUAACAUCUCUACCAAAGAGCAUGAGCCAGUGAAUCUAGAUGACGCUGUGGCACCUUUUGAAAUACGCUUCACUUACAGCGUAAAGUGGCAUCCAACUAAGCUGAAGUACAGUGACAGGGACAAACUGGUGAAAGGGACGAGCUUCUUCCCUAAAACCUUGGAGAUCCACUGGCUGUCCAUCAUCAACAGUUUGGUUCUGGUAUUCCUCCUGUUAGGAUUUGUGGUCAUUAUUCUGACAAGGGUACUGAAGAAUGACUUUGCUCGCUACAACACUGAUGAUGAGGAUGGUGAAGAGCUGGAUAAUGACGACAAUGGCUGGAAGAUCAUCCACACCGAUGUGUUCAGAUUCCCACCUUGUAAAUCUCUGUUCUGUGCAAUUCUGGGUGAGUUGACAGACUGUAAUGAUCUACAGCUAUUUAUAGCACUGCCAGUAGCUGGUCGUUUAGACAGGAAGAUGACGUAA
Messenger RNA from Lingula anatina, 985 nucleotides. Its product is annotated as transmembrane 9 superfamily member 1. The record is from RefSeq and is a predicted model, not a curated record. Gene Ontology annotation, cellular component: membrane. Lineage: Eukaryota; Metazoa; Brachiopoda; Lingulata; Lingulida; Lingulidae. Gene Ontology annotation, biological process: protein localization to membrane.